Messenger RNA from Parnassius mnemosyne (clouded apollo), 543 nucleotides. Lineage: Eukaryota; Metazoa; Arthropoda; Insecta; Lepidoptera; Papilionidae. The record is from the annotation of a GenBank genome assembly.
AUGAGAAAGGAAGUUGCACUCAUGCCUUCUUUAGAAGUCAACGUUCAACGUUUACCGGAGUCUGUGAUAGCUGCUUUAGAAGGCCCAGUUGUAAAACAAGACUACAAAUUACUCCAGUCUCUGCCUGCAUUAAAUAUGACUACCGUUGCAAUGUUGUUGCGACGAAAAAUCACAGAGAACUCACCAAUGCCAUUAUUAGAAGUUGCGAUAGAAAGGUUGCCAAAGCAUUUGAUGAGUGCAUUUGUGUCCCAAACAAAUGGACGCAUUUUGAUGCCCCUAUCAGAUAUCAACAUAUCACCUGAGACAUUACCAACAUUGAAAGUGUCAUCUGCAGCGAAUGUUUUAAAGCAGAAGGUUGCAUUAAAGAAAGCAUUGCCUUCACUGGAAGUUACAUUGGAACGCUUGCCAGAGGAUUUGAUGGCCAUGCUAUUGGCUCAAAGGAAAGUUCUAUCAGUGGUGGCUAAAGGAAGGAAACAAAUUGGCCAACGGAAGAAGCAUACUGCCUCAAAACUAAAAAUCGCUAAUUCUGCUUUAUUAAUGUAG